AUGCGGAUCGAAGAGCUCGUUAUUGAGGGCUUCAAAUCUUACCCUGUUCGAACGCAAAUUACUGGAUGGGACGCCUCUUUUAAUGCAAUUACUGGUCUCAAUGGAUCCGGCAAAUCCAACAUUCUCGACGCGAUAUGUUUUGUUUUGGGAAUUACAAACAUGGCACAGAUGAGAGCUUCGAACCAGCAGGAUCUCAUUUAUAAGCGGGGUCAAGCAGGAAUCACAAAAGCCAGCGUGUCGAUAGUUUUUGACAAUUCCGACCGAUCAAAGAGCCCGCCUGGUUAUUUGGACUAUAAGCAAAUCACUGUGACACGACAGAUUGCUCUUCCCAACGUGUCCAAGUACUUGAUCAAUGGACACAAGGCUCUUCAAGCCAACGUGCAGACUCUCUUCCAAUCCGUUCAGCUCAAUAUCAACAACCCUAAUUUCGUCAUUAUGCAAGGUCGUAUCACCAAGGUCCUAAAUAUGCGCCCUCAAGAAAUUUUGGGAAUGGUAGAGGAAGCUGCCGGGACGCGUAUGUUUGAGGAUAGGAAGGAGAAGGCGAAGAAGACCAUGAGCAAAAAGGAAAAGCGAAUGCAAGAAAUCAAAUCCAUCCUCGAUGAAGAGAUCACCCCAAAACUCAACAAACUGCGGAACGAGAAGCGAUCGUUCAUGGCCUACCAAAAGUCUGCGAGCGAAUUGGAGCGCAUCGGGCGCAUACUACGUGCCAAAGACUGGACCGACUGUCAGAACAGGGCUGAGGAGAAGCAGCAAGAUAUCGACAACGCAGAAGAUACGAUCGAGCAAAAGGAGGCGGACAAGAAGAAGGCUGCUCGUGAGUGCGAGGCGGCAGAAAAGGAGAUCGCGUCAGUGACAAAGAAGCGAGACGCAGAGAUGAGCAAAGGCGGAAAGCUGAGGAAGUUGGAGGAGCGAGCGAAGGAGCUAGGGAACCAGGCUACGAAGCUUCGGACGCAGGCAGAGAUAAAGGUCGGAAGCUUGAAGGCGGAAGGAACAAAUGUGAAAAAUCUGGAGGCGCAAAUGAAACAGUCAGUCGAAUCUCUCGCCGAGAGGCGAAAACAAGUCGAAGAGAUUGAAGCAGCAUAUAACUCGGUCAAAGACGUCCACAACAGCCUCGAAAAGAAGCUGGCCUCUGACGAAGAACUGCUCGAGAGUCUUCUUACCGGACUUUCCUCAGAUGCAGCCAAAAACAAAGGUGGUGGAUACAUGGCCCAAAUCGCGGAUGCCAAGGCCCGCAUUGCGCAGGCGGCUGCCCUCGAGGAGCAGAGCAAAUUCAAGCUUGGCAUGAGCGAGAAGGAGCUCGUCUCUCUUGAGAGUCGCAUGAAAGCUUUCGCGAAGGAGACCGUCGACAACAAGAAGAAACUCGACAAUGUGAAAGCGGCGGUGGAUUCCUUGGCUGCAAAAGUGACCAACUCAGGGUGGGGCAGCGAGAAGGACAAAGAGCUUGAGAGACAACUCAAGGAGGCGAGAGACGAGCUCAAAUUUGAAAUGGAGUCGCGAGAAAGGGUGAAAGCAAGGAUAGGACGGCUCAAUUUCGACUACGACGACCCGAGUCCUAAUUUCGAUCGCAGCAAGGUCAAAGGGGUUGCCGUAUCGCUUAUUACACUACCAGAAGAACACUACAACAAAGCUACGGCUCUUGAGAUCGCAGGUGGGCAGAAGCUCUUUAACGUGGUGAUUGAGGACGAGAAAGUGGGAAAGGACCUUAUCAAGAAUGGUCGAAUGAAGAAGCGGGUGACUUUCAUCCCACUGACGAAGAUUAAUCCAUAUACGUUGUCGAACCAGAAACUUUCUGCGGCCACCCGUCUGGCUCCUGGCAAAGUUCGCACUGCCCUAUCCUUAGUAGGGUACGAAGAAGACGUCUCAAAAGCUAUCGCCUACAUCUUCAGCGACACCCUUAUCUGCGACGACGCCGAGACCGCUAAACGUGUGACCUUUGCGAAAGAAGUCGGUGUCCGCUCUGUCACCCUCGAGGGCGACGUGUACGAUCCAUCCGGCACACUUAGCGGAGGCUCUGCACCCAGCACGACCAAGGUCCUGAUACAAGUACAGGAGCUCAUCGAGAUCGAGAGCAAGCUGCGUGAAGUACAAAUUCGCCUGAAUGCCCUGUCAAAGGAAGAGGAGAAGGCGCGUAACGUCCGCGCGACAUGGAAGAAUCUUGCACGCGACCUUGAGAUCAAGCAGCAUGAGCUUAAACUUCUUGAGGAGCAGGUGGGAGGAAGCAAUGCAUCGCUGAACGCAGGCGAGGUUGAGAAGGUCAAGGCUACGAUCGAUAGCCUACGCCAGGCGAUUAAAGAUGCCCAAGAGCAACAAAAAAGCGAGAAUGCUGAAGUCAAGAAGCUCGAACGUGACAUGCACGAGUUCAAGAACAACAAGGAUGGCAAGAUCGACGAGCUGAAGGCAAGCAUAAGCAAGCAAAAGAAAGAUAUGCAGAAACACGCGGUCCAGCUCAAGACUCAACAAAAGGAGCUACAGACGGCGACACUUGAGCUAGAGCAGGUUGAGGGCGAUAUCGAGGGUGAGAAGAAGCAGCUGGAAGAGGCGAAGCAGGGGAUUGCGAACAUGCAAAAGGAGCUGGUGCAAUUGCAAGAUGAGGUCGCCGCGAAAGAGGCCGAGGCUACGAAAGCGGACGAAAAGUGGCAGGAGGAGCUAGCUACGCUCAGUCGGUUUGACACCGAGCUGAAGGAGCUCGACCGCGUCGUCAAGGAGAAGAAGGCGCUCAUCUCGCAGGCCGACCUCGACAUCGAGAAACUGAAGCACGACAUCGCUGUCUUCAGCAAAGAUAAGACAGCAGCAACCAAUGGCGCCGCCAACCUGGAGAAGCUACACGACUGGAUCGCGCAUGAGAAGGAUCAGUUCGGGAAGGCUAACACCCAGUACGAUUGGGAAUCUGUUGACAUUCCGGCGCUGCGACAGAAGUCCGAAGAACUGGAGAACUCUCAGAAAGGGUUGAAGAAGAAGAUUAAUCCCAAAGUCAUGAACAUGAUUGAUAGCGUCGAGAAGAAAGAGGCGGACUUAAAGAAGAACAUGGCGACCGUCGAGGGCGACAAGGAGAAAAUUGAGGAGACGAUUGAGGAGCUAGACCGGUACAAGCGCGACGCACUGCAGAAGACCUGGGAGAAGGUUAGCGUCGAUUUCGGGGGAAUCUUUGCGGAGCUCCUACCGGGCAACUUCGCGAAGCUGCAGCCACCCGACGGGCAAGAUCUCAUGGACGGCCUGGAGGUCAAGGUUCAGCUCGGCACCGUUUGGAAGCAGAGCUUGACGGAGCUUAGUGGCGGGCAGAGGUCACUCAUCGCACUCUCGCUUAUUAUGGCCCUCCUCCAAUUUAAGCCGGCGCCGAUGUACAUCCUGGACGAGAUUGACGCGGCCCUGGACCUGUCGCACACUCAGCAUAUCGGCCAGCUCUUCCGGACGCGGUUCAAGGGUUCGCAGUUCAUCGUCGUGUCGUUGAAGGAGGGUCUGUUCACGAACGCGAAUGUCCUCUUCCGGGCACGUUUCCGUGAUGGCACAUCUAUCGUUGAGAGAACGGCUCAAAGGUCCACGUCGGCGUUGUACACAAACGGCGACAAGGAGGGUGACGAAGAGAACCAACGGAAUCCAAGGAGAAGGGGUACGGCGAAGAGCUGA
This is a messenger RNA of Cyclocybe aegerita, 3624 nucleotides long. The record is from the annotation of a GenBank genome assembly. NCBI's taxonomy places the organism in Eukaryota, Fungi, Basidiomycota, Agaricomycetes, Agaricales, Hemipholiotaceae.